GCCAAGAGACCUUCAAGUGGAGCCAAAAAGCGGGGGGCACCGCACCGCAGGAGGAGCCAAGCUUUCGGUUCGGUGGGGGGUGGAGCCUUGUCGCGCUCCAGCGGCGGCUACGGUUUUCGGGGCUCCGCGCCUGCUCGCUGCUUCCAUCCCAUGGUGGCGAGCUGAAGCCUGGAGCGGCGGGUGGUGCGGAGGAGCGAGAGCAGGCCACGGCGAGGCGGAGGCGGCGGAGGAGAUGGUGGUGUGCUCCAUGCGCAAGUCGUUCAAGGACUCGCUCAAGGUGCUCGAGGCCGACAUCCAGCACGCCAACACCCUGGCAGCGGAUUUCUCCAGGGACUACGAUGGGGCCUGCCUCCAGAUGCGCAUGUCCUACAGCCCCGCCGCGCAGUUCUUCCUCUUCCUCGUCCAGUGGACCGAUUGCAGCCUCGCCGGCGCGCUUGGCCUGCUCAGGAUCCUAAUCUACAAGGUUUAUGUAGAUGGGAGUACCACCAUGUCCACACAUGAGAGGAAAGCAAGCAUAAGGGAAUUUUAUGCUGUUAUAUUCCCCUCCCUCAUGCAACUGCCCAAGGGGAUCAGCGAUGUCGAUGACCGGAGGCAGAAGGCGGUCUGUACAGAGAGAUACAGAAGGAGAGACGAGGAUGAGAGCAAGAGGCCGGUUUCUGAGAUCGAUGUUGAGAGGGAGGAAGAAUGUGGCAUUUGCAUGGAGAUGAACAGCAAGGUGGUGCUACCCACCUGCAGCCACGCUAUGUGCAUCAAGUGCUACCGCCAAUGGCGUUCAAGAUCUCAGUCCUGCCCCUUCUGUCGGGAUAGCCUCAAAAGAGUAAAUUCCGGUGAUCUGUGGAUGUUCACCGACUGCCGAGACAUAGUUGACAUGGCAACGGUGACCAGAGAGAACAUCAGGCGCCUGUUUAUGUACAUCGAGAAGCUGCCUCUCGUCACGCCGGACAACAUCUUCUACCCCUAUGAUUCUCAUAGGAUGUUCCUCGUCCUAGGAUGUGGCUAAUCUUGGAGCAGAUUGUGGGCUCUUACAAGGGACCUUGAGAGCUCUGACUGGGUGUAGAGUCUGUUCAGGUUUUGUAAAUGUCUGUACAUAGGAGUAUUUAUGAUGUAACGGAAAAAAUAACUUUAGGGAAAAAGCAUUGUGUUCUGAAGUAUGCAAGCUCUAAUUGAGAUAAACUUGGUGCAUGUAUUGGGUUCGAUUUUAAUCUUGAAAUGCUCUGCAGUUUCAACUGGAUA
Molecule: messenger RNA, 1233 nt
Organism: Setaria italica (foxtail millet)
Lineage: Eukaryota; Viridiplantae; Streptophyta; Magnoliopsida; Poales; Poaceae
Exons: 6
Coding region: 233-1000 (255 amino acids)
Biological process (GO): protein ubiquitination
Molecular function (GO): ubiquitin protein ligase activity
Source: RefSeq, a predicted model, not a curated record